AUGGCCUCGCCAUUGCCUGCCGACAUAAUCUACAUCAUAGUCGAGCUGCUGGAACAGGAGAGGGACUUCAAUAGCUUGUUCCAAUGUGCUGUCACUGCGAGAUGCUUUGCCGGGCAGGCUUUGGCAGCUCUGUACAAAGGCGGCGGAACUGAGAUUAGCGACUCGACGCAUGUUCGGAGGAAAUGGGCCCUGAUGUGGCGCUCCAUCAUGCUUUCUACUCUAAAUCAGACGUAUCUCCCGUACUACAGCUAUAUGCGGUACCUGGAUCUCAAUGACCUAUCGAAUCUUCUCAGUCAUAGUUCGUUCACUGGCGCGAUCCAGGAGAACUUCUUCACAUUAGAGCUCCAGGACCUUGUGUCCCAUGGCUAUGAGCCAAAGGGGAAUAAGCGUCUUCGAUCAUUGAGGAAUCUGCCUGACAACAAAUGGAUUUUGUCUAAAUUUGGCUCCGCUAAAUGGCCCAAGCGAUUAUUCAAAGAACCUCCUCGAUACGUGGAAUGUCGUGUGACGGCUCUGACCAUUUGGUCUGGCGUCUCUCUCACAGAACAUGCUGGUGACAGAAUUCGAGAGUAUUGUCCUGACUUUAGACAAAUAAUAAUAUAUAGAUGGAUCAAUGAACAGGGCAGAAAUUCCGAGACAGAUGCCGAAAUGUUCCUCGAUGAACUGCUACCUCACAGUUUAAAGUACUUUGAGAUGCUAAGCUCUUGCCAUCUGGGACCUCGCUCGAUCAGAGCCAUAGGCACUCAAUUAAACUCGCUAGUAGAGUUAAAAUUGACGAGUCUUGGUAUAGAGGCAAUAGCGGAGCUGCCCACGUUGGCGGUGCCACCAGUGUUGAAAGUACUGGUGUUGACUGACUCCAUUCCAGCAGCACGAAACGAAUACUUUUAUUCCACUGUCACCCGGGUGGCAGACUGGAUUCGAAGUUGCAAAUCCCUGCGCCAACUGGAGCUCAGGAGGUUUGUUGACGAUUCUCGUCUACUGUCACAAGUUCUUAAUGACGAGAGCGUCCGCCUCCGCGCAUUGUCACUAACAGGAUAUACAAUGGUGGGCAGUCAUGAUUUUCACAGUGCUCUAGCAUGUCAGCAGUCUCUACAGCAUUUGCUUCUCCGAGGUGAAUGCUCUGAGAUUCCCGCAGACACUGAAUUGCUUAUUCAGGCCAUCGGCCAACUUGCCAAUUUGCGUGAGCUUGAGCUUAAGGAUAUUUCGGACUACUUCACUUCAAAUCAUGUCAAAGCUCUGACACCUUGCAUCCCUCAUCUCGAGAGACUUUGGAUUGGAGGGGAUUUUUUCGACGAUGACAUUUGGGCUGCCUUCCGGUGCCUUCCAGAGUUGAAGAGUCUUGCGAUCCAUGCGCUCAGCGAGUUCACAGCUCAAGGCAUACUAGAUUUUAUCUCCAGUCUUGGAGUUGAUCAUCGAGGGAUGAAUCUCUCGAUUCUGAACUCGGUGGCGCCAGGUCUCACUGCGGAAGCACAAAUCUUGAUUCGCGACACUUUGAAAGGACAUCUGGACGGGACAUUCGACUUUGGCCUAGCACAGGGUAGAGAAUUCAUCCAACCUCAAAAGACGUCCUUACUGACAGUAUCGCAGAGGAAUACAGUGAUGUUGACUCAGAAGACAUAUCGGAUUGAUCAACUCUUAACCACUAUGUUGAAUAUCGCUCUCGUGAAGAAGCAUUGA
Aspergillus clavatus NRRL 1 is the source of this 1674-nucleotide messenger RNA. RefSeq lists its product as uncharacterized. The transcript has 6 exons. NCBI's taxonomy places the organism in Eukaryota, Fungi, Ascomycota, Eurotiomycetes, Eurotiales, Aspergillaceae. The record is from RefSeq and is a predicted model, not a curated record. Bases 1 to 1674 code for a protein of 557 amino acids.